Messenger RNA from Penicillium alfredii, 5043 nucleotides. RefSeq lists its product as uncharacterized. Gene Ontology annotation, molecular function: zinc ion binding; RNA-DNA hybrid ribonuclease activity; nucleic acid binding. Bases 1 to 5043 code for a protein of 1680 amino acids. The transcript has 2 exons. NCBI's taxonomy places the organism in Eukaryota, Fungi, Ascomycota, Eurotiomycetes, Eurotiales, Aspergillaceae. The record is from RefSeq and is a predicted model, not a curated record.
AUGGCGGACCCACCUCCGGGAGGGCCCGAACCCCCUCCCACAAACGCGCAAGAAACCACCGCCAACUUCACGGACGACGAUCUCGAAGCCAGUACCACCGUGGGAACCAGAAGAAGAACCCAAAAGAGAGAUGCGUUUGCCCCAUCGGAUCCCGCCAGUCGAAUCACCACCAAGGAGGUGUGGAAACUGAUCGGCACGCUGAAGGACGUCAUCCGACACCAGACGGCAGCCAUCACAGCCACUCAAAACGAACUCCACGAGAUCAAACACAACCAGAACGUGCUCCAGGAACAGAACGAGAAGCUCCACGAGGAAGUGAGAGGUUUGCGAGCGCAGAUCGAAAAUGCCCCCGCAGUAACUGCGCCCAAAACAUGGGCCGCAGUCGCAGCCAGCAGCGGUAGAACGACCACCCCCACGCGGAAUCACCAGCAACCCGAGAAAGAGCAAAACUGUGUCCGAAUCAGCACCCAGAGAACAUUUGUUGACCCAAGAGACAACGAAGACAACGGAGGUAAUGAAUUUGGACGGUAUCUCCCCACAAAUAUCGCCAACAACCACAUUCGCGCAGCACUACAGAGCGACACUGCGACCCAAGACGCCCAGGUGGCCGGCGUCGGGACCACAAAAACCGGUUACCUCAUUCGAUUCAAAAAUACGGAGUCGGCCGAGGCGGCGCGCAACAACACCGAAUGGCUACAAAACCUAGGCAAUAACACCAAGCUGGUCAAGCCACGGUUCGGGGUGGUGGUACACCGCACCCCUACUGAGGAAUUUGACCUGGAUACAGGGGCCAUCCAAGCUGCAGAGAAAAUCACGGGAGACAAUGACCUAGCGGAACACGGCUUCCGUAUCGAGGAGCUAGCAUGGAUGAAGGCCAAGGACAAGGCCUUGGGAAAGUUCGCAUCGCUGGGAAUCUGGCUCGACUCAGCCGAAGGGGCAGAACACAUGCUUCGCAAUGGAUUCCUUGUCAGCGAGCACUAUAUCCACCAUGUGGAACGCCGCGAUAUCAAGAAAAAGAGAUGCUAUCGAUGCCAACGCUUUGGGCACCUGGCAUGGACGUGCAAGGAAACGCCGCGAUGCGGACACUGCGCGGGGCAACACGAACGCGAGCGCUGCCCACCGGGAUGGCGAACACCCAACUGGCGACCGACAAUGCUCAAUGCCGGCGUCCACGAGCCCCGCCAGAUGUUAGAGAGAAAUCUCCGCAUCCUACAGUUGAACAUGAUGAAAUCAGGACCGAGAAUGGAAGCACUGAUCAACGACCGUCAAAGCCAAGACCUGGACGUCCUUCUGAUCCAGGAACCCUCCACCACGACGUAUCGCACACAUGUCAACCAUAGCGCCUGGAGACUAUAUCGACCCACUGCACAGCUCGAUGCUGUCCGGUUUCGCAGCCUGAUCUACGUCAACAGAAGAGUCUCCACAUCCUCUCAUCGCCAAAUACCAUGCGACCACCCAGAUGUUGCUGCCAUCAAGAUCUGGACCGCCAACUCUCAAAUACUUGUCUAUUCUGUCUACAUACCGCCGGUGCCCCUUUUCACCGGCAACGACGCAUCGGGAUUGCCUGCGCUUACUGCAAUCCAAAGCUCCAUCGCAACGGCUACUCAAGAUGAGCCACGGUCAACCGCCAUCAUUGUGUCCGGCGACUUCAAUCGACACCAUCCGAUGUGGGGCGGCAACCACAUUGCACCCAGGUUUAUCGAAGACGCCAGCGACCUUAUCGACUUCUUUCAAACGCACCGUCUCCAGAGCUGCCUCCCUCGAGGCACGGCAACAUACUGGGCCCUCAGCAACCCGGGACAAAACUCGACCAUCGACCAGACAGCAACAGACCGCCCGGACUUGCUAAUCAAAUGUCACCUAUACCACGAGAACUACGGCUCGAACCACCGCGCGACAUACUCGGAAUGGAACCUGCAACCCCAGACCAAACCGAAGACCCGAGGAAGGAAAGCCUACGAGCGAGCGGACUGGACCAAAAUCGGCGAGGAAAUCAUCAGGCUGAUGGGCCCAUGGGCAGAGAUUAAGACCCGACCAACACUCGACAGGAUUGUGGAGAAACUCACGUCCGUCACGGCCCAAGCAGUCGACCGAUUCACACCCGACACCCGACCAACGCCAUACUCCAAAAGAUGGUUUACCCCAGAGCUCAAAGUGCAGCAAGUAGAAGUCAACCGGCUACGGCGAAAAUGGCAAGCGAACUGCGCAAACCUCGGACGAGAACACGCCCAGACGAUGGCCGCCUUUCAGGCUAUGCAAGAGAAACGACGAGCAUGGACUCGAACCAUCGAAAAAGCGAAAGCUGCACACUGGAAACAAUUCUUGGACGAGGCAGGCGAGGGGAAACUCUGGAAAGCCGCGACGUACAUGAAACCCCGGGAAAAAUGGGGCUGCAUCCCAGCACUGCAAUUGGGUUCGGAGGAAAUCACUAGGAAUGAAGACAAAGCGAAAGCAUUUCUCGACGCAUUCUUCCCCGCGAUGAAUACACCAGAUCCCGACCCGCCGACCUCUCCACUCCUGGAGCUACCGUGGCCCCCGAUCACGGAAAUAGAAAUUGAACGCUCACUGAGGUCCACGAGAGGAACGACAGCGCCAGGCGAGGACAACCUGCCAAUGCUGGUUUGGAAAAACCUAUGGGUACACCUCAAGGUCAUAAUUGUUCGCAUCUUCACGACGUGUGCCACUCUAGGACACCACCCCAAACAAUGGCGGAGUGCGAAGAUUGUUGUUUUACGGAAACCAGGAAAACCAGAUUACUCAGUGCCAGGCGCGUAUCGACCGAUAUCACUCUUGAACACACUCGGCAAGAUCUUGGAGGCAGUAGUGGCCCGGCGGUUAUCCUACCUCGCAGAGAAACACGACUUACUCCCAAACUGCCAGUUUGGGGGGCGGCCGGGCAGAACCACAGAGCAAGCCUUACUGGUACUCGCUAAUGCAAUCGACAAAGCAUGGUACAGACACAAGGUGGUGACACUGAUCGCAUUCGACCUCAAGGGCGCCUUCAACGGGGUGAACUGGGUAAGUCUGGAUGCCUCGUUACAGGCAAGGGGAAUCCCAAGGGCAGCAAGGAAGUGGAUCGCCAGUUUCAUGGGCGAUCGACACGCCAACAUUGGAUUCGACGACUUCCGAACCGAAACCAGACCCCUGGCGAACACGGGCCUGGCGCAAGGAUCACCUCUCUCUCCCAUCUUGUUCGCUUUAUUCAACGCCGACUUGGUGGACCAGCCCGUCGACCACCACGGAGGCGCAUCGGCCUUCAUAGACGACUACUUCCGAUGGCGCGUGGGCUAUUCAGCCGAGGAAAACCUAGCCAGAAUUCAGUCCGAGGAUCUUCCCCGCAUCGAGGAAUGGGCGCGACGAACCGGAUCCAGUUUCUCAUCGGAGAAAACCGAGCUCAUCCACCUCACCAGGAAGAAGGGAGAGCACUCAGUCGGGAAGGUCACCUUCAAUGGAACCGACAUCAAACCAUCGCCGACAGCCAAGUUGUUGGGAGUGGUGUUCGAUCACGGUCUCCGCUGGAAAGAACACAUCCAGCAGGCCAUCAAACGCGCCACCAAGACAGCCAUCGCCCUGAACGGGCUCCGGCACCUACGGCCGGAACAAAUGCGACAGCUCUACCAAGCAUGCGUUACACCCACUCUAGACUACGCAUCAACGGUCUGGCAUGACCCACUCCGGGACAAAACACAUCUCCGCCACUUGAACACUGUCCAGAGAACCGUAUUGAUCCGAGUCCUAUCGGCGUUUCGAACAGUAGCGACAGCAACGCUGGAAGUGGAGACCCAUGUCGUCCCCACGCACCUCCGUCUCCGACACCGAGCGCAAUGCACCAUAGCGAGAUUACACACACUACCACGCGACCAUCCAAUCUGGAACGCACUGUCACGCGCCCAGAAUCGUAGAAAUAACGUGGGAUCGUACGCGCGCUUCCCCUUAGCAGAGGCGAUGAAGACCAUGGACGUCGACAGGCUCAACGAGCUAGAGACGAUCGACCCACGCCCACUGCCACCCUGGCGAACGAAGGCCUUCCUUGAAAUCGAACUCGAGCGCGAUCGAGAGACAGCGAGAGAAAGAGCAGAGUCCACGAGGGAGACAUCCGAGGUCGUUGUUUACUCGGAUGCGUCUGGGCGCGAGGGCCACCUGGGAGCGGCUAUUGUCACGCUCAAUGGUGACAAAGAGGUAUUGGAAUCUCGCCAGGUACAGGUGGGCCCGAUGGACCGCUGGUCGGUUCACGUGGCAGAGCUCAUUGGCAUAUUCUACGCGGUGGACAUGGUGUUCAUGCUGGUCCAUCAACGUACCGACCGGGAGGACGGACCUGUGUCAACAGCAACAAUCCUAUGCGACAGCAGAUCAGCCCUACAAGCAAUCGAGAACCCACGUAACCGAUCCGGACAACGCAUCGUCCACGCAAUCACACAGGCGGCCUCCGAGGUCCAGGCAGCGAACGUCAAGCUCCGCCUCCAAUGGGUGCCAGGACAUUGCGAGAACGUCGGAAACGACGCAGCGGAUCGCUUGGCGAAGGAAGCAGCACAGCCUGGUAAAACCCAUCCUUUUCGACCGCUACUGUCGAGAGAGACCGCAUUGGUCCGCAGCAAAAUCCAUGCCCAAUGGGAGCAAGAGUGGAAAACAAGCAUCAAGGGUGCCCAUCUCCGGCAGAUAGACAGCGGCUUACCGGCGCGGCACACGAGAAAGCUCUACGGCAACUUGCCAAGGAGUCGCGCCUAUCUGCUGACGCAGCUACGCACGGGCCACAACUGGUUAUCUACCUACGCAAAGAAGUUCGGCUUCCGCGAUGACGACCUAUGCGAAUGUGGAACACGGGAGACAGUUGCCCACGUAUUAUUGGAAUGCCUCAGACUACGAGAGCUGAGGAUAGAAUUGAGGAGGAAAAUUGGAGGCACGCUGAGCGGCGUGUCGAGCCUGCUGGGAGGCUCAACCGAAGGUGACAAAGGUAAACCAGACACCGUCUCGAGGGCGAAGACGGUUCAGGCCGUUUUGGACUUUGCCGAGGCGUCACAGCGGUUUCGCAGUCGUGCGCCAUGA